AUGUUUACGGUGCGAGUGAUGGAGCGAAACGACAUGAUAUACGUCUGGCAUCACAGCAGCGAUGCAGAGCCCGACCACUGCCUCCCAGACCUGUCCAUGAAGUACAACAUUCCCAACCUUACAGUACUCUCCAAAUACACCUACAAGUUAUACACAUCAUCACAGCAAGUAAUGGAAAAUUUAAUUGACAUCGAGCACAAUGAUUAUGUGCAUUAA
Molecule: messenger RNA, 216 nt
Organism: Medioppia subpectinata
Lineage: Eukaryota; Metazoa; Arthropoda; Arachnida; Sarcoptiformes; Oppiidae
Source: the annotation of a GenBank genome assembly